Ichthyophthirius multifiliis is the source of this 1023-nucleotide messenger RNA. Its product is annotated as protein kinase domain protein. Gene Ontology annotation, cellular component: protein kinase CK2 complex; cytosol; nucleus. The transcript is spliced from 7 exons. NCBI's taxonomy places the organism in Eukaryota, Ciliophora, Oligohymenophorea, Hymenostomatida. Gene Ontology annotation, molecular function: ATP binding; protein serine/threonine kinase activity. The record is from RefSeq and is a predicted model, not a curated record. Gene Ontology annotation, biological process: protein phosphorylation.
AUGAAUCCAUCAAGCAAGGUAGUUCUUCCAAAGUAUUAUGCAAAAAUAAACUAAUUAAUGCCUAAAGAAUAUUGGAAUUAUGAUGAAUACGAAAAUGAAUGGGGUAAUUAAGAUGACUAUGAAGUAAUUAGAAAAAUAGGAAGAGGAAAAUAUUCUGAAGUAUUUGACGGCAUAAGUGUUUUAACCAAAAAGAAAAUAAUAAUAAAAGUCCUAAAACCAGUAAAAAAGAGCAAAAUAAAAAGAGAAAUAAAAAUUUUACAAAUUCUCAAAGGAGGACCAAAUAUAGUUGAACUUCAAGAUGUAGUACGGGAUUCUGCAUCGAAAACACCAUCAUUGAUAUUUGAAUAAAUAGAAAACAUUGACUUCCGCAGUAUGUUUCCAAAUCUUUCAGAUUACGAAAUUAGAUUUUAUUUGUUUGAAAUAAUGAAAGCACUAGAUUAUUGUCAUAGCAAAGGAAUUAUGCAUAGAGAUAUUAAACCCCAAAACAUUAUUGUAGAUCCCAAAUAAAAGCUUCUUAAAGUCAUAGAUUGGGGAUUAGCUGAAUUUUAUCAUCCAGGAUAAGACUAUAAUGUUAGAGUCGCCUCUAGAUACUUUAAAGGACCUGAACUUCUUGUUGAUUAAAAUUACUAUGAUUAUUCUUUAGAUAUUUGGAGUACUGGAGCUAUGCUUGCAUCUAUGAUUUUUAAAAAAGAACCUUUCUUUUAAGGUUCUGAUAAUUAUGAUUAAUUAGUUAAAAUAGCUAAAGUUUUAGGAACUGAAGAACUUUAUAAAUAUAUUAAAAAAUAUGAUUUGAUUUUAGAUCCAGCUUAUAAUAAAAUAUUGGGAAAUUAUCCUAAAAAACCAUGGAAUAAAUUUGUUACUGAUGAAAAUAGACAUCUUUGUAAUGAAUAAGCAAUAGAUUUAUUAUCAAAAAUGCUUGUUUAUGAUCAUGCAUUAAGAAUAACCCCAAAAGAUGCUAUCGAACAUCCUUACUUUGAUGUAAUUAAAAAUAAUAUGAAUUAGAUGAAUACAAAUGGAAAUUGA